Messenger RNA from Exophiala xenobiotica, 1029 nucleotides. RefSeq lists its product as uncharacterized. The coding region runs from base 86 to 811 and encodes 241 amino acids. NCBI's taxonomy places the organism in Eukaryota, Fungi, Ascomycota, Eurotiomycetes, Chaetothyriales, Herpotrichiellaceae. The transcript is spliced from 3 exons. Gene Ontology annotation, molecular function: beta-phosphoglucomutase activity; sugar-phosphatase activity. The record is from RefSeq and is a predicted model, not a curated record.
GCAUAAUAGACUAUAUAUCCUCGCCUCUAAAGAAUUUGGUGCAUAGACCUGGAGUUUUCAUCUAAUCUACAUAGACAAACAAGCCAUGGGCUCGGUCGGAGAACACUCCUUUUCGGCACCACCUAAAGUCCUGUUGGCACAUGGGUUGCUAUUCGAUUUUGACGGCACCAUAAUAGACAGCACAGAAGCCGUUGUCAAGCAUUGGCACAAGGAGGCUGCAGAGAUGGGUGUUGACCCUGAAGUCAUACUUGCGACAUCUCAUGGACGAAGAAGCAUCGACACAUUCAAGGAGUUUGAUCCAUCCAAGGCCAAUUGGGAAUACAUCAACCAACAAGAAGGGUUGAUCCCGAAAUUAUUUGGGCAGGAUGCGGUAGAGAUACCAGGUGCUCGCAAACUGCUCGCCAGUCUUGAGGCAGUCAAUGCGCCUUGGGCAGUUGUGACUUCUGGUACUAGAGCGCUUCUGAAUGGAUGGAUAGACGUUCUCAAAAUUGCGCGUCCGCGAUGUCUGGUGGUGGCAGAAGACGUUGAGAACGGCAAGCCUGAUCCGGCCUGUUAUCUGCUCGGUCGUCAGAGGUUGGGCCUGCCCGAAGACUCUCAGAUGAUCGUUAUCGAAGACGCUCCAUCUGGUGUCCGUGCAGGCAAGGCAGCUGGUUUCAAGGUCAUCGGGCUGGCCACGACACACCGGAUUGAGCAGCUACAAGAAGCGGGUGCAGAUUGGAUUGUAGAGGACCUGAGGAGUGUGACACUGAAGGACUUUGGCAAUGAUGGAGUUCGAAUCGAGAUCCGCAACGCAUUGGUCCAAGCUCCGUGAAAGAGUGGGUUGACUUGCACGAACCCACCGGUGAGUAUUCUUGAGCAUGGCGCAUGGAGUUCGGAUAGGGUAUAGCAGCACAUAGACAGCGUUACAUGCAGAUAAGGUGGAUGGUGGCCAGAGCGGGUUGUGAGGCAGCAGCCGCAUGAUCAGAAAUGCACGCCACAACCGACUGAUCCUAGGGAUCGUCAAGAUCAGUAUCACUUUCAGAGGAUAUC